CUGUCAGUACUGCCAGUGAUUUUCUGCAGAGAAGAUUUAGAUUUGAAGUCGAGUCUUUGAUCUGUUGCCCUUGAGAUGCUGGAUAUAUUAGCCUUGCCAUGAUGUAAAGAAGACAUUAUUUGACAGAGAAGCCUUCGCACUUCACGGUCUGGUUGUUCAUAAAAGCGUCACUUGAGGUAAGAUCCUCGCGGUGAAGCGGACAAAUUCCUCUGGACCUUCCAGCCCCGCCCCUUCAACGCUGCUUCUGUUUUUCACGUAAAAGGGGGGCGUAGUAAAUUUAAGCAAAAGGAAGCUAUCUUUGCGCCGGCUGUCAGUCCAGUCACCAGUUACAGCUGUAUGGUGUUUGCCAAGCAAGUAUCCUAGCAAUGAUUUUGUGUUUUUAUAGCGUAAAUUACACGAGAAACGUAAAGACUCGGUGGUAGGUGAAUACUGUUAUGUGGAGAGAGUGAAGAUACGCGUUUAGCUAGCACAUCACAGUCAGUCGUUUUGUGGUUAAAAGGACUUGAAAUAGGUUUUUAUUUUCACUUCACGGGGUAACGGCAGCUAAAAUAAUGCUAAAGCUGUUUUUAAGACAUGCCCGUCGCUUUCCGUGGGUUACCAACGUGACACUGUACGGCUGCCUGUUCGCCGGGGGGGACUUCGUCCACCAGUGGUUCUCCGGGAGGGAGACCAUCGAGUGGAGACAAACACGGAACGUCGCGGUGGUCGCGUUUAGUUUCCAUGGCAACUUCAAUUUCUUCUGGAUGCGUUUCCUGGAGAGGAGAUUUCCCGGGAACUCUAUCGGGAUGGUGAUGAGGAAGCUGUUCCUGGACCAGACGACGGCGGCGCCCCUCGCCACCAGUGUCUUCUACACAGGUGUCAGUUUCUUGGAGGGCAAAGAAGACAUCUUGGAAGACUGGAGAGAAAAAUUCCUGAAUACUUAUAAGACAGGGCUAAUGUUCUGGCCAUUCAUGCAGUUUCUGAACUUUGCCUUGGUGCCUCUGUAUGUGCGGACCACCUUCACUGGCUGCUGUGCCUUCAUCUGGGCCACUUUCUUGUGCUUCUCACGUCAGACCGGUGACGGCACAGCUGGUGCUGCGCUGGCGUGGAUGUUCCCUCAUAAAGAAGAUGAUGCCGAAUACACUAAAGAGAAAGUAGACCCAGAAGACAAGGUGGAUGCCCCCAGCAAAGGGGCAAGACCAUGUAAACCCACACAGUAGCAGAGUCAGUCGCUUUUAUGGAAGGCGACAGAACGUCAGCUGGACUAGUGGACUGCGGUCUAACUCAGCUGAUGUUACACUAACACUGCCAAGGUCACAGGUCGAAGACUCGGUGAGAUAAGAGUGAAAGUGCUGAAAAAAAUUCCAGCAUCUUGAAUGUAUAUGCAGAAUAUUUUAUUAUUUAUGCAGUAUAUUAGCUCUGUGGGAAAACAUUCGGAUCUAUCCUUCCAUACCACAGUGA
Messenger RNA from Neolamprologus brichardi, 1440 nucleotides. Its product is annotated as mpv17-like protein. The record is from RefSeq and is a predicted model, not a curated record. Gene Ontology annotation, biological process: mitochondrial ribosome assembly. Gene Ontology annotation, cellular component: mitochondrion; cytoplasm; membrane. Lineage: Eukaryota; Metazoa; Chordata; Actinopteri; Cichliformes; Cichlidae.